AACAGAGUGCUGUGUAUACACCCCCGCCCACGUAUUAUUUUGUGCGGUCAGCCCGAAGUCAGCCAGCCAGCCACGCUUCCUCCGAUCUCGCGAGCGGACGGGGAACCGCCUGGCCUAGGGACCGCCGGGGCGGAUGAUGCAUUCGUUAUUUCACGAGGGGCAACCACGGGCCGCGCCACCGUGCCACGUAAGGAAGCUUUAAUGUGACAUCGCGGACGAGCAUGAUUCUGGCUGGAUCAGACCACUUCCUAGCGGUACCUGUGGAAGCGACUGCAGUUCUGGGUGCCGUUGCUGGCUUCGUAGUCCUACUGCUGGCUCUCUUCCUCUACUUAUCCCGGAAGUGGUGCUUCACGCCGCCCUCGUCCACCGCGCUCUUCGGCGGAGUCUGUGUGCCCCUCUGUGAGUCCACCAACAGCUCCACAUCUCAAAUCUCGAAAAACAUAGGGAAGGCAUUCUCCUACUCGGAUCCAGAAACAAGCUCCGAUUCAGAGGAAGACGCCCUACGACGAUUGAAUUCACGCGCGCAUCCCCCGCCGGAUACGCUGACUAUUCAAGCGGAAGAUGGACCAACCACCAUUGUGGAUGCUGGAACAACUUCCAGCAGCUGCACUGAGGAACACCCUCCAGCAGAUCAACAACAGUGCGUAGUGGAAGUCGGAGCUUCCGGCAUUAUACUCGACAGUAGGGAACAGGAAAUAGAAGUUGAGCAAAAUGAAUCGACGACUAACGACGUCAUCAGGACAAUGGGCGCAACGACUACCGAGGAAAUCGGCGGCCUGGAAGUCGCUUUCUUAUACGACGCCCCGAUGCGCGAGAUGACAGUUCACGUGUUGCAAGGUCGAAACUAUCCCCCGGGCAUCGGCGGCAGUCAGGUACGGCUGGUUCUUUUGCCAUCGAAGAAGCAGAGGCGUAAGACUCGAGUCCGCCAAGGAACCUCCCCGCAGUACAUGGAGAGCUUCCUGCUCCCCCGUGUGAAUCCGGAAGACGUGAACGCGAUGGGGGUGCGGCUCAGAGUGUACCUCUGGGGCGGCAGGAUGAUGCGUCGGGAGAGAUUGUUGGGCGAGGCCAGAGUGUCUUUCGAUCGGAUCAACCUCCAACUGGAGACCACUCUCUGGUUGACCCUUCAGCCGCCGCUUUCUUCCUCGGCACAAGAUUGGGGAACCACUAGCAGUCUCACUCGCAGCGACUCCACGGGAUCUCAACAGUCAGUCCAGUCGUACGCCUCACCUGCCGUACCACCUUACGGCAGUAGCAUGAAGGGCGGCAGCGUCGCGGAGAUUCUAAUCGGUCUGGCAUACAACGGCACGACGGGCCGCUUGUCGGUGGAGAUAAUCAAAGGUUCCCAUUUCCGUGGCGGGGGCGGAAACGACACGAAACCACCUGAUACCUACGUGAAGCUAGCCCUGGUCGACAGUAACGGCCACGAGAUGGGCCGGUCGAAGACCGGACUGAAGCGUGCCCAGCCAAAUCCUCUCUACAAGGAGACUUUCAUAUUUCAGGUCGCCUUGUUCCAGCUGGGGGACGUCACGCUCUUCUUGUCCGUGUAUAAUCGCCGGCGGGGCGGGAUGGGCAGGAAGGGACGGGAGAUGAUCGGCUGGCUCUGCCUCGGUCUGAACAGCUCCGGGUCCGAGGAGCUGCAGCAUUGGAACGACAUGCGGACGGCGAGGCAGCCGACGCAGGUGCAACGCUGGCAUUCGCUGCUGCGCCCUUGAAGCGGCCGCGAGCGACCGCCUGCCACGGAUUGAUGACUUCUCGCAGCGGCAGCGGCUCGAGCGGAUUAUUUGAGCCUCGGCGGCUCUCGCCGAGGGAAAGCGAGCGACGGACGCGCGUCCUCGGAAGGAACAACCGGGCUUGUCUCGAGAGGGAUCUCGACUACUUUCUCCUUACUUCGCGGAGACACUGCGUACUGCCCGGUCGAACAACAACGGAAGUCAAUACUCUCUCCAGUCGAUUUGUCGGUCGCAAGUCGGAUCCCGAACAACGCAAGUGUCCAACCACGACGUCUCUCACCGAGAGACGCGUGACCUCUUGGGUGUGUCCGUCGGUCAGACGAGCAUGUAACGCCACCGUCUGAUCGUAUAUAUCGUAAGGACCAUCCGAGGGACGUCCCGAUCUCCGAUGUUGUCGAGCGUCUAACCGAUAUCACGUCCUCUCGCUGAUGUCGCGCGCUAACUUCUCACACGUCCGUCGGACGGGGAGACACGAAUGUGUCUGUUAACGUCGCAGAGACGUCCGGGCGGCGUCCUCAACGGUAUCUCUGAGAUACGUCCGUUCAAUGAAGGAUCGAGCGGCGUCGCGGAUGCGUCCGAAAGACGAUCUUCUCGGCCGUUGAGCGUCCCGGCGUCGUCGAGACGGAGGGCAAGCAAUCUCCGCGCCGAGGGACGUCUUCGACGUCCUCCUCUUCGAGGUUCCUCGGGCUUUUGCUUUCUGUUGUUCGGGAUGCUGCUUUGGGACGUUGUAAAUCUCUGAGUUGCAAACUCUCUCGUCUAAAUGUACCAAGUACAUUCCCUUUUUGAUACGCUGGUGGGAGCAGAGCGGGGUGGGUUGUCUUCGAUGUCGAGGGUCCGGACGAUCGCGUGACGCGACCGGCUCGGCACCCAACUUCAUCGUGCCCGUCCCGUCACGCGACGGUACGACGCUCUCCUCGACUCGACAUGUGCCUGAGCCAAUCUGAACCGUUUAUUCUUUACUUUGUGCCUUUCACCCUUUUUAGGCUGCGCGCGCCGAACGGAGAACCGUCACGGAGCGUAAUUCGAGCCGGCCGGCGAACUCGUCGACCGAGACGGAUUUCAUUCUCUCCACCUCACCGUACUCUGUAAGAUGCCGCAAGGGUGGCCGCCGGAGGAAUCGCGAGUCUCUCUCUGUCGCGACCCGGCGAGUCCGGCGAAACUGGCUCAACUCGAUUUGCGCGGUCAAUCGAAGGUGACUUCGUGUUCGCACUCGCGGCGAACUACGGGAGCUCGGUGUCUCCGUUGCGAGAUUCGUGCGUCCGCUCUUACAGAUGGGAUUAUACACCGACACAGUGAAUUGCCAUCGGGCGAUCGCGUCUGUUGUUUUGCGGAACAAUAACGAAAUUGUUGAGACGCCCCGACUUGCCGUGCUUCUUCUCCUCGUUUUUUCUCGGUCGCCUCGAGCGCCCUUCUAAGCGAAUGCGCGAGUUCAUAUGAUCGCGGCAACAAGCGCAUUCGAUGUCUUGCUUUCUUGUAUCCGCGGCCUUAUUGAGACUCCUGUUUCCUCGCCGCAUCCGUUUUGAUUAUUUGACGGUGUCAGGAUGGAGAAAACGUCCGAAAUUCUGACGGGAUCAAAUUCUUACGGAAGUAAAAUGGAUGGUGUCCGUAAGAUGGCGCGUUUAUAAAACAUUCCGAUAACGUUUCUUCCACUUUAACAAUCGACGAAUAGGCGUAAAUUAAAAAAUCAUGAGAAAAGUAAGACAUUCGAUUUCACUUAACGUUGAUUAAACCUUCUGAAUUUAAUUCUCUUCGGAUAAAGAUUCGAGGAUGUUGUCAGGAGAAAUAAGUUUGAUGAGAAUUCGAUGAAACUUGCAUUAUACGUGUGCGUUAAAAUGUCAAACUGCUCGUGCGAUUAGAAAAAGAUUGACCAUUUGAGAGCUGAGGUAUUUGUAAUUCAAGUUGACACAUUUUAUACGUAUUCCUUGAGAUUAUCGCGCUAUUUUUGAUUUUGAUUUUUAAU
Messenger RNA from Dinoponera quadriceps, 3690 nucleotides. It is a transcript of the gene Syt14, whose product is annotated as synaptotagmin-14. NCBI's taxonomy places the organism in Eukaryota, Metazoa, Arthropoda, Insecta, Hymenoptera, Formicidae. The record is from RefSeq and is a predicted model, not a curated record. The coding region runs from base 222 to 1712 and encodes 496 amino acids. The transcript has 8 exons.